AUGAAAAGGAAAAACUACUACAGUAGUAGUAAUAAAUAUGAAGAUAAUGAAAGAUAUGAUGGGAAAAAAAAAAAUGAUCUAGUGUCCAAGGAAAGAAAAAAAGAUGAACACAAAAAAUAUGAUGAUAAACGAAAAGGGGAUGACAAACAUGUAGAUUACUCUAGUAACAGGAAGAAGGAGGAAGAGAAGAAACAUUAUAAAAAACAUGAAGAGGAAAAAAAAAAAAGUGUUAACAAAUAUGACAGUAAAAAACAUCAUGAUAAAAAGAAGUAUGAAGAGAAAAAGUAUGAACAAAAGAAAUUCGAAGAAGAAGAAGAAGAAGAAGAAAGGCGUAAAAGAGCGAAAAAGGAGGAUAAAAGGUACGAAGAUAUAAGGCAUCCUGAAAGGAAGCAAAGCGAGUGGAAGCAUGACGAUGCAAGGUAUGACCACAAAAAAGACAGUAGAAAAAAAAGCAAUGAAUGGAAAGAUGCUCAUAAAAAAUACGAUGAAAAAAGAAAGGGGAAAAUAAACAAUGAUAGGAAGGAUGAGGACUGUGCAUACCCUUACGAGAGGAGUGAGUAUGACAGAGAGUCAUCUACUCGUAGGCAUGUAAACAGAAACAUGAGUAAAAUCAUGAGCACAAAUAUGAGUAAAAACAUGAGCAGAAACGUGAGCAGAAACGUGAGCAGGAAUGCGAGUAAAAAUGCGAGUAAAAAUGCGAGUAAAAAUGCGAGUAGAAAUAGAAAUAUUUCUGUUAAUAGUAAACGCAUGGUUAGGUAUAAUGAUCAAAAUAAUUAUGCAUCCGUAAGUCCGGAUGAUAAUUAUUCUAAACGGAAUAAUAGUAUUAACAAGACAGGAAGGAGUGAAUACAGGAGUAGAAGUGUUAGCAAUGAAAUGUUUUAUGGUAACUAUCGUAACAGCAAAAAAAAGAUAGACCAGAAAUUUGCAAACAACAUGAUGCACCAUCAUCAUAAUCAUCUUAAUUAUGAUCAUGAUUAUAAUUAUGAUCGUCUUAAUCAUCCGCAUCAUUUAGGCAGGUAUGAUAAGGAUGAGAGUAAUACAAACAAUGAUAAGUCCAAGCGCGUGGCAUAUAAUAUGGAUGAUACUAGUAUAAAGAGAAGAAAUCGUAGUAGUACAGAUAUGAAAAAUAAGCAUGAAUAUGAAGAAAGGGGAGUAAAUGAUUAUCCAGUCAUGUUUAAUCAAAACAGUGUUUGGUAUAAUGCAAAUGUAAAUGCAGAUGUAAAUGCAGAUGUAAAUGCAAAUAUAAAUGCAAAUGCAAAUAUAAAUGCAAAUGCAAAUAUAAAUGCAAAUGUAAGUGCAAAUUACAAUGACAUAAAAAACUACAAUUCUAGUGGUUUUUAUUAUUAUGAGGAGGAGCAAAAGAUGGGAAAUAAAAAAAAUAAAAAAUUUAGAGAUUACAAAAUGAAAAAUAUGAAGAAUAGAGGUUCAAACAACAUGUUUACAAAUAACAAAGCAUUGAAUGCACUGGCAAAUGAUGACUAUGAAAACAUAGAUAGUAACAGUAUUCAUAUCGGUACUAACAGUAACAACAUUAAUAUUAAUAAUAAUAAUAGUAAUAACAAUAACAAUUACAAUUAUAAUAGUAAUAAUAAUAGUAAUAAUAACAAUAAUAAUUAUAAUUAUAAUUAUAAUAAUAGCAAUAAUAGCAAUAAUAGUAAUAAUAAUAAUAAUAAUAUCAAUAAUAGUAAUAAUAUCAAUAAUAGUAAUAAUAUCAAUAAUAGUAAUAAUGGUGCGAUCCAAACGGAAGAUAACCAUAAUAAUAUGAUGGUGUCUCAAUCUAUGAAAAAUUUUAUAAACACGAAUUUGUCCAAUCCUAUGGGGUUAUCAACGAACAGUUCGAUGAACUUAAUUAGUUACAAUAACAACUUAACUCCCUCAACAUUUAAAAGCAAUAUUAUAAAAAAUGCCAACAACAUGUCGUACAGUGCUUGCAGUAAUAACAAUGAUGUAUCUUAUAAUAGAAGUAAUAAUGUGUUUAACGAAAAUCAAACGAAUUCAUUGGGUAUUAAUAGUCAUAGUAAUUACAGUAGUACCCACAUUGGUAAUAGUAAUAACCCGUCCAACUCAGUGAAUGGUGGUACCAUAAAAAAUGGUUUUAUAAUGAGUAGUAGUAAUAACAAUAUUUCUAUUGUGCAUGAAGACCCAAGGGAAAUUUUCAAUUCUAAUAAAAAAAAAAUUAUGCAAUCAAAUGGUAUUGCAGAUCACUCAAGCUUUGCUAUUCCACCACCUCCAUACAGUGAUAAUAGAUUUUACAACAACAAUAUGAACAUACCACCACCAGGUAAUAGGAAGGCUCUGGUCCUUCUUCCGAACGACAAUCAGAUGAAAAUGAACAACAUGAGCAGUGUAGGUGGUAUGAACAACCCGAAUAUGAUUAACAAUCCGAAUAUGAUUAACAAUCCGAAUAUGAUUAACAAUCCGAAUAUGAUUAACAAUCCGAAUAUGAUUAACAAUCCGAAUAUGAUUAACAAUCCGAAUAUGAUUAACAACCCGAAUAUGAUUAACAACCCGAAUAUGAUUAACAAUCCGAAUAUGAUUAACAAUCCGAAUAUGAUUAACAAUCCGAGCAUGAUGAACAACCCGAAUAUGAUUAACAAUCCGAGCAUGAUGAACCACUUUAACCAGGUUGACCCCAUGCAAAAUAGACAAAUGAAAGGGCUGAACAACAUGAACACGUUAAUUUGCGAUGUGGACACGAAAGAGAAAAAUUUAGAAAAUACUUUACCAAAUAUACCAAACAAAAAUAUGGUUAACAUUAUCCCCCCACCUCCAGAUAUAGAUAAUAAAAAAAAUAAAAUGAUGACAUCUCCUAAUUCGAUGUUUAGUGAUAAUAAUAAUAAUAAUAAUAGUAAUAAUAAUAAUAAUAGUAAUAAUAAUAAUAAUAAUAGUAAUAAUAAUAAUAAUAAUAGUAAUAAUAAUAAUAAUAAUAAUAAUAAUAAUAGUAAUAAUAGUAAUAAUAAUAGUAAUAAUAAUAAUUCCUCUGCCCCCCCGAAUAUACCAAGAUAUAGCAACAACAGUUUAAUGAAUAGGAAUGCCCUUGCCCCCCCCUUUAACAGUAUGGUGAGUAGUACCAACAGUAGUAACAAUAUUAUGAACGGUAAUAAUAUUAUGAGCGCCAGUAACAUUAUGAACAAUAAUCAAAAGAUUAGCAAUAUGAAAUUUGCCGAAAAAAUGUCAAGUAACCCCAAUUAUAUAUCCCUAAAUGCAAAUAAUAUACCUCUUUCUCCUAAUAUGCCUAUGCACAAUAAUAGGAAAAUUAAUUUAGCAAAAAACUCUAGUCAGAUGAGAAAUAACAUAGUGACGAAUAUAAUAGAAGAUGCUGUAGUUGAUUUCAACGAGGAGAGUAGUAUGAUGAGCUUACAUCAUCCACUUAAUAAUAAUAGUAAUAAUAGUAACAAGAACAUUCCUCCAAACGUGUUAGGUAAUAAGAUGUACACGAUGAGUAAUAAUGAACAUAUGGACAAUUUCAACAUGAUGAACGAUUGCUAUGAUGAGAGUAGUAGACCCACCCAAAACCAUUAUCCACCUAUAAGCAGUGUAGUAAUGACUCAUAACAAUGUAAUGAAUGAUACGAACGGUAUUUCAGCAUUCAAUAGUAAAAAUAUGAUGGCUUCUAUGUCGAAGCUACAAAAUAGUGUUAUCCUUUCGAAGAAUGCGAGUAGUAAUGCGUUCUUAAUGGGUGGAACAGUAGGAACAGUUGGAGUUGUGGGUCAUGUUGGAUCAAAUAUGAACAUGCCUGCAACUUUUAAGGCGUCAAAUUAUAACGAGUCGAGUGAACAUAUGAUGAUGAUGAACUAUGAAGAGAUUAAUGCAAAUGCAUACCCGAAUAACAAUUUGAGUAGUAAUCAUAAUGAACAUUUGAAGGCAAUUCAUAUGUCUGAACAUACAAUGGAAUUAAAAAAUGAAUACAUAAUGAGAAGUAGGUUCAGUGCAAGUAAUUCUGUAGAAACCCCUAGUGCAAUGAGUAAUAAUCAAGAAAAAAAUAUGGAAAAGGAAAAAGACAACGAAAAGAAUGAUGAGGAUGAGGGUAAUACUGGUGAUAAUCAUGACGAUGAUGAUGAUCAUAAUGAUGGCACUGUCUCUCAUGUGAACGAAAAUAUUUUGCAUACCACUAUUUCUGGUGGCAGUGAAUAUAAAAAUAUAAGAAAUAAAAAAGAAUUAACGAAAGAAGAGAAGUUACAUGAGUGGCUUGAACAACAGCUUGUCAACCAGACAGACAUUUUAUCAGACGCUUUUCACUUAAUACCAUUAAUGUCCAGUUGGAGAAAAGCACCCCAUGUAGUCCUAGGUGGUAGUAACAGUAGUAGUAGUAGUAGCAGUAGUAGUAGCAGUAGUAGCAGCAGUAGUAGCAGCAAUAGUAGCAGCAGUAGUAGCAGCAGUAUUAGUAGCAGUAGUAAUAGAAAUAACCCUUCAUUGGCCAUAUCCCGCAAUAAGGAAAUACCAUUAUCUGUAGAUAAUAAGGAUGACAAUUUCUUACAUGCACAUGUACAGUUUAGAGGAACAACUGGUGAGUAUAUGCAUGAAGAGGACUUCUUUUCAAAUUUGCAUUUUGACGAAAAAGAGAAAUUUAUGUUUAAGGAAUUAAUCACCUAUAAGAUGUUAGAGAUGCAAAGUGCAAGUCAAAUGAGGGAUGAUACCACUGGUUCAGAUGUUUCCAUAGGUGUCAGUACUCCCAUUGAUUACACUUCUAUGGAUAGGUGGAGCAUCAUUGCGAAGGAUAACUACUAUCAGACAGUGAAGAGUAGUACCCCUGAUGAUGAUAACUCUGAGCAGAAUUUUUUGAACAACUUGAAGUAUCUAAUCACAUCAACGAAUAGAAAAAUGCAGAAAGAAAAACAAAAAAAAAGGUAUAUGAAGAAUACAAAAAUUGACUCCAAUUUUUUACGAAAUUUUGGAAAAACCAAAAGUAAUGACAUCCGUAGAAAUUGGAUGAACGAUUUUUUGGAUUUGAAUGAAAACUUAUUUACUUAUGUAAAUGAUAACAACAAAAAUGAAGAAAACAAAUAUGAAAAGUUAGUUUCAGCUAACGAUGGAACUGUGGACCAAAAGAAUAAGAAUACAAAUGAGGAAGACUCUAUCCAAAAUGACCAAGGAACGAAUAAUCACUUUCUAAAUAUUGUUAAGUCUAAUUUGAAAAGACCCUUCUCCUUGUUAACAAUGUUUAGUAAAAAGGAAGAGAAAAAAGGAGAGGAAGAACAAGGGAAUGGUGAUGAUACAUUGGAUAAUAGGGUAUUCAGCUUCUUACCCGAUAGCACAUAUAACGGCACAUCGGAUGAACUUCCAAAAAAGGAACAACAUGAAAAAGAAGUCCUCCAAACGAAUGAAGAAUAUUUAAAAGAACUAAAUGAUUUAUGUUUUAAACUCAAUUCAGAUGUAAAUUUAAGUUUAGACAAACCUAAUUUCUGCUACAAACGUUAUUUGCUCGACAUACUAUUACAGAAAUAUUCUAGUAGCACAAAAGAGAACCUUAUGAAUAAACACUUGCUAAAUGAUUUUAUGCACAUCUCUUCAUCUAAUUUGUUUUUUUUAAAUGAGUACACCAUCAUAUCAGAAGAAACCAUGUAA
Molecule: messenger RNA, 5565 nt
Organism: Plasmodium malariae
Lineage: Eukaryota; Apicomplexa; Aconoidasida; Haemosporida; Plasmodiidae
Product: conserved Plasmodium protein, unknown function
Exons: 1
Coding region: 1-5565 (1854 amino acids)
Source: RefSeq, a predicted model, not a curated record